UCGACCCCAGGACCCUGAGAUCAUGACCUGAGCCAAAACCAAGAGUCAGACACUUAACUGACUGAGCCACCCAGGUGCCCCAUAACCAGAAUAUUUUUAAAUGCUUUAAUGGAUUUUUAAGCCAGUAUCAGUUGGCUUUAUACAUUCUUAGUGGGGAAUGCGCUAGUGUAGGAAAGUGACAUUUGGGGGGGAGGUAAUAUCACACAGAGCAAUUUCAGGACUGUUUAUGGUAUUUUCUUAUGCUUUUCAGAAAUGGAAUUCAGUGAUUCACUUUUUAUUUUAUCCAGAAGGGACUUGUACAAAAUCUCUACCUGAUGUCAAUUUUCUCUUCAGGUAACUUUUCAGAUCACCCCUCCGUGUACCCGUGAGAGGCAUUAUGAGCAUUUCGGACGAUGCUGUAAUAAAUGUGAACCAGGAAAGUACAUGUCUUCUAAAUGCACUACUACCUCGGAAAGUGUAUGCUUGCCCUGUGGCCCAGAUGAAUACUUAGACACCUGGAAUGAAGAAGAUAAGUGCUUGCUGCAUAAAGUUUGUGACACGGGCAAGGCCCUGGUGGCCGUGGAGCCCGGCAACCGGACGGCCCCGCGGCGCUGCGCGUGCACGGCCGGCUACCACUGGAGCGCCGACUGCGACUGUUGCCGCCGAAACGCGGAGUGCGCCCCGGGCUUCGGCGCCCAGCACCCGGCUCAACAAGGACACUAUUUGCAAGCCCUGCCUAGUGGGCUACUUCUCUGAUGCCUUUUCUUCCACCGAGAAAUGCAAACCCUGGACCAACUGUAGCAUUCUUGGAGAGGCAGAAGUACAUCAUGGGACGGAUAAAUCUGAUGUGGUUUGUAGUUCUUCUCUGUCAUCAGCAAAGCCUCCAAGAGAACCCCCGAUUUACUUGCCCAGUUUAAUUAUUCUGCUUCUCUUCAUAUCCGUGGCAUUGGUUGCUGCUGUCAUCUUUGGUGUUUAUUAUAGGAAAAAAGGGAAGGUGCUAACAGCUAAUUUGUGGCACUGGGUCAAUGAGGCUUGCGGCCGCCUAAGUGGAAAUAAGCAGGAGUCCUUGGGCAACAAUUUCAGCAACACUCACGUGGAAGCCUCUAGUCAGCGUGAAAUUUGUGAAGGUGUCCUACUGCUGACUCUGGAAGAGAAGAUGUUCUCUGAAGAUAUGUGCUGUCCAGACAGUGGCGGUGUCUGUGAGGGUGCGUGUGCGGGCGGCGGGCCCCGGGCCAGGGUGCUCCCCUUGGUCAGCGAGCUCGAGGGGGACCCCUUCCGGCACAUUCCCAUGGAAGACGAGUAUGUGGACAGGCCCUCCCAGACCCCAGACUCUUCGCUGUUCCUCACUCAGCCUGGGAGCAAGUCCACACCCCCUUUCCCUGAGCCCCUGGAGGUGGGGGAGAAUGACAGUUUGAGCCAGUGCUUCACUGGGACAGAGAGCCUGGCCGAUUCUGAAAGCUGCCAUUUCGCCGAGCCCCCGUGCAGGACUGAUUGGAUUCCCACGGCCUCCGAAAAGGACUUGCAAAAAGAAGUGGAGGGUGGCCAUUGCCCCCACUGGGGGGCAGCCCGCGGCAGCUCGGCAGAGGGCUGUGCAAACUGUGGGAACCUGCCUGGGGAGGCCCGGGAACCCCGCAUGGCUUCGCUGCAAAGCGGACCCUUGCCCCAGUGUGCCUAUGGCAUGAGCCUUGCGCCCGAAGAUGCCGCCGCCGGGCCUGGCCAGCCCGCCGACGGGGCUGAACGAAGGCUCCCCGGCUCCGUGCGGGGGGGCCCUGGGUCUGGAAGCGCCUCCAGCGACCAGCCACCUGCAUCUGGAAAUGUGACUGGAAACAGUAACUCCACGUUUAUUUCCAGCGGGCAGGUGAUGAACUUCAAGGGCGACAUCAUCGUGGUCUACGUCAGCCAGAACUCCCAGGAGGGCCCGGCAGGGCCGGGCAGCGGCGCGGGGGAGCCGGUGGGCCGCCCGGUGCAGGAGGAGAGCCCGCCGCGCUGCGACUCGUUCGCCGGCCUCGCGCCGCGCUUCCCGGACCCGUGCGCCGGCCUGGACGCGCGCGCGGGCGGGGGGCUGCAGGAGCGCGGCGCCCCCGGGCCCGACAAGGCGUCGCGGCCGGUGCAGGAGCAGGGGGAGGCCGAGGCCGGCGCGACAGGGGCACGGCGCUGAGCGGCCGGGGACCCGCAGCGGCUCUCGGCGCCCCUCGGAGCCGCCCUGCCCGCGGGCGGGCUCCGGUCUCUGCGUCUCCAGCCCGGCCUCCGCGGGCUCCGCAGGGGCCGCGUCUCUACCCCACCCGGGAGCCAGGGGCACCUGCGCCUGGGCGGGGCCGGGGGUGGGGCUGGCACCGGCGCCUGGGCGGGGCCUGG
Messenger RNA from Mirounga angustirostris (Northern elephant seal), 2334 nucleotides. RefSeq names its product TNF receptor superfamily member 11a (gene TNFRSF11A). Gene Ontology annotation, biological process: ossification; mammary gland alveolus development; response to interleukin-1. Gene Ontology annotation, molecular function: cytokine binding; tumor necrosis factor receptor activity. Gene Ontology annotation, cellular component: external side of plasma membrane. Bases 500 to 2137 code for a protein of 545 amino acids. The transcript is spliced from 9 exons. The record is from RefSeq and is a predicted model, not a curated record. NCBI's taxonomy places the organism in Eukaryota, Metazoa, Chordata, Mammalia, Carnivora, Phocidae.